CUGCACUCUAACUGCAAUAUUUUUUCGUAAGGAAGGUGGCGGCAAUGCAACAUGUUUUAGGUGCCAAACGCCGUUAAACCUCAUCGAAGAAGAAGUUGUAUUGUUUUGAUCCAUUGAAGUCGCACAUAGCCGAAAUACCGUUUGUCUGCAGUGAUGAAGACCUCCCAGGCAGUGGAGACAGAAGGCGAUAAGAUCACUUCCUGGGUGUCUGUGUGCCCCAGGGGCUUGUGGGAGGUUUGUCAGAGGAGGAAACGAGGGGCGGAGCCAACUGACCCCUCUGGAGAAGUCUACCCCGGGAUUGGCUCUCUGUGUCAGGUCAGAGUUCAACGCCAAGGAGAACAUACAGCUGACCCGGAGCUGUCACUCAAACCUGACCUGCCAAUCGCAGUCCUUUCAGAUGCCCAGGUCCCACCCCUACAGCGCUCCCAGGGUACCAUGCUGCAGGUCCCGCUUGGUGAUUGGAUCAUUCUGAGGCUGGGGGAGGGGCAGUGUGACAUCACAGAGGGGUGUGUGGAGGGGAUGAGAGCUGGAGAGAAGUGUGAGGUAAUGCUGACUCCCCUAACAGACCGACUCCGGGGAGGAGAAGAGGAGCAGAAGAGAGCAGGCCCUGACCAGUCCCUGUGUAUAACAGUAGAGCUCCAGUCCUUCUCUCCUGGCCAUGAGUCCUGGCAGCUGUCAGCUGGAGAGAAGUGGGGCUGGGUGAUGUCACACAAGCAGAGGGGGGGAGACAGGUUUAGGGCGGGGGACAUGUGGGGGGCGGCAGACAGCUACAGCCGAGCCAUCAAACUCCUCAUCACCCUAAAACUACACACCCGGGGAGAAGGGGAGGAGAUGACUCCGAUAGAGGAGGAGGAGGAGGAGGAUGAGGAGACGGAGAAGAAAGAUAGCCUAGAGGCCCCUACAGAUCGUCAGUACCGUUCCACCAAGGCCUCUCUCUACUCCAACCUAUCCCUAUGUCAGCUGAAACUGGGCCAGUGGUCCCGGGCCAGAGGGUGUGCCUCCAGAUCCACGCUGCUGGAGCCCCAAGGGCUGAAGGCCUGGUACCGCCUUGGGCAGGCCAACCUGGAGGCAGGGGAGCUGGAGGAGGCCGACAGGGCCUUCAGGAAACUACAGGAGCUCCAGCCUGACUCUCCCUCCGCCCUGAGAGGACUGAGAGAGGUGGGGAGGAGGGAGCGAGAGACGAAUAGCAGACUGGGACAGAGACUCGGCAAGAUGUUCAGCUGAAGAGGGAGAGUGAGAGAGGACUGAUAGCCAACUGGGACAGGGACUGAGUCAAAUGUUCAGGCAAGAAGGAGAGGGUGACAAUUAGCAGACUAUUUUUUCAUCCACAAAUAGUCUUAGGCUGCGUUUAUAUAAGUAGCCCAAUUCUGAUAUUCUUUCCAAUAUUAGUCUUUGACCAAUCACAAGUAAAAUAAAUAUCAGAAUUGGGAUGUCUGUGUAAAUAUGGGCACUGGAUUAUGGGAUUUAAGUGUCAGUCAUUUUUUUAUUUUUUUUUAUUGAACUGUUAAGACACUGGAGCUGUUCUAGAAAAUACAUUUAAGAAGUGGUAUAGAAAUUAGCUGGAAUUAUGGGUAGGACGGCUUUUCACAAAGUUAGGAUGAUCACUUUAUUUUAAGAAUGUGAAAUGUCACAAUAAUAGAAGAGAGAAUGAUUUAUUUCAGGUUUUAUUUCUUUCAUCACAUUCUCAGUGGGCCAAAA
Messenger RNA from Oncorhynchus kisutch (coho salmon), 1698 nucleotides. It is a transcript of the gene fkbpl, whose product is annotated as FKBP prolyl isomerase like. The coding region runs from base 154 to 1224 and encodes 356 amino acids. Gene Ontology annotation, molecular function: protein binding. The transcript has 4 exons. The record is from RefSeq and is a predicted model, not a curated record. Lineage: Eukaryota; Metazoa; Chordata; Actinopteri; Salmoniformes; Salmonidae.